AGCAGUGGCACAGUCCCGUAGUGUCAGUCAUGGUGGCGCUGUCGCUGAAGAUCGGGGUGGGGAAUGUGGUGAAGACCAUGCAGUUCGAGCCCUCUACCAUGGUGUACGACGCCUGUCGCAUCAUCCGGGAGAGAGUUCCAGAAGCACAGCUCGGCCAGCCCAGUGACUAUGGCCUCUUCCUGUCAGAUGAGGACCCAAAGAAAGGUAUUUGGCUGGAAGCAGGCAAAGCCCUGGACUACUACAUGCUGAGAAAUGGGGACACUCUGGAGUACAAAAAGAAACAGAGACCCCUGAAGAUCCGCAUGUUGGAUGGAACUGUUAAAACAGUCAUGGUGGAUGACUCAAAAAUCGUCAGUGACAUGCUAAUGACCAUCUGUGCCAGAAUAGGCAUCACAAACUAUGACGAGUACUCGCUGGUGCGUGACGUGGGCGAGGAAAAGAAGGAAGAGACCAUGGGGACACUGAAAAGAGACAAGACCCUCCUGAGGGAUGACAAAAAAAUGGAGAAACUCAAACAGAAACUUCACACAGAUGAUGAGUUGAAUUGGUUGGAUCAUGGGCGGACGCUGCGAGAGCAGGGUGUGGAGGAGUCUGAGAUGCUGCUUCUCAGAAGAAAGUUCUUCUACUCGGACCAGAAUGUGGAUUCCAGGGACCCAGUACAGCUCAACCUGCUCUAUGUGCAGGCCCGUGAUGACAUCCUGAACGGCUCCCACCCUGUCUCCUUUGAUAAGGCCUGUGAGUUUGCCGGAUAUCAGUGCCAGAUCCAGUUCGGAGACCACAAUGAGUUGAAACACAAACCAGGAUUCCUUGAGUGA
Messenger RNA from Sinocyclocheilus grahami, 815 nucleotides. RefSeq names its product talin-1-like. Bases 30 to 815 code for a protein of 261 amino acids. The record is from RefSeq and is a predicted model, not a curated record. Gene Ontology annotation, molecular function: integrin binding. Lineage: Eukaryota; Metazoa; Chordata; Actinopteri; Cypriniformes; Cyprinidae. Gene Ontology annotation, cellular component: cytoskeleton; cytoplasm; plasma membrane. Gene Ontology annotation, biological process: actin cytoskeleton organization; cell-cell adhesion. The transcript has 6 exons.